This is a messenger RNA of Ctenopharyngodon idella (grass carp), 6078 nucleotides long. RefSeq names its product tumor necrosis factor receptor superfamily member 14. Gene Ontology annotation, biological process: defense response to Gram-negative bacterium; negative regulation of alpha-beta T cell proliferation; defense response to Gram-positive bacterium. NCBI's taxonomy places the organism in Eukaryota, Metazoa, Chordata, Actinopteri, Cypriniformes, Xenocyprididae. The record is from RefSeq and is a predicted model, not a curated record. Gene Ontology annotation, cellular component: external side of plasma membrane. Gene Ontology annotation, molecular function: protein binding.
AAAUACAAUAAUAAUAUUCAACAAAAAAAAAUGACAUUUUAGUAAAAUCAUAUGGCAUUCCCUUCAGCCAAAAAAAAAAAAAAAAAAAAAAACCUAAAUCCAUGUGCCACGUGCUUGACAUUUUUGGCAACAAGGACAUGAAGGAGACAUGAGUACAUGUUAGGUCACAUGCUGUCAAGGCUCCAUUGUGAGUUUAUUUAAUAUAAAAAAAUAUCAUUGUACAUCCAAAAGUGUUUUCUAAAGUUUUUGGUCAUUUUUAAUGCGCAUUUUGUAAAAAAAAAGGACUGAGGGUGGAUCCCCGAUCGUGAACAGACUACAGAGGGCCCCGUUUCUGCUACCUCGCAGUGUUAAGUGAUGGCAGAGAUGAAGAAUAUAUGUCAUAGAUGGUUGUGGAAAUCAGGUAUUUGGGUACAUUAUGCAAGAUAUGAUCCAUACUUCAACCAGAGUUCAGGAAAGAUGCCACUGCCUUUUGGCCUCACUACAAUGAUAAGCAGGGAUGCUCCAAAAAUUAUGACUAAACAGGUCAAGUUCGGUUAUGUGUAGAAAGUGUCAGGUACCCAGAAAAAGAAGAGUGUUGUUGAUUUUCACUUGUGCUACAAUCAUUGAUUUGGAAUUCCAAGAAAGAAACAAUGUUAAAGAUUGUUUUAAUGUUUUUUGAAACACUAAGACAUGGUUUAACUAUUGUCCAGACAGAGAAGUUGCAUCUGAAUUUGUGUCAAGUUUUUGAUAUUUUUCCAUGUGAGUUCCAAAUAAAAUAUAGUAGCACAAGAUUAAAUGUAAUGUUAUUAAAGCUUUUUAAUUUUUUUUUUUUUUGUUUUUUUUUUGUAAACACAAAGACCUUUUAACUAUUUUUCAGAAAGUAAAAAAAAAAUGCCAAAAAUAAUUUACCCUAAUAAGACAAUGUCAGUUAUAAAUGACGAAACCCUAAAAAAGGUCAAAUGAUGCUCAAAUACAGUUGUGUAAUUUUUAAUUUUUGUACAGUUGUGAAACCAGUUGUGCAAUUUUUCCUUUUAAAAAGUGCUUGCUAGUAAAGAUCCUGACAUUUCUGAAUCUACGUUCCACAAUCUCCAAAUGACAUCCAGUUGCUUGUUAGCACUAAGAAACCAGUAUGUUGCUGACAGUUUAAAACUGCCAUACUGAUAGUAUUCUUUUCCUGCUCCUUUAAGAACAGAUUAAAGUUUUUCUUUUCAGUGUGAAUUGUCACAAUGUAAUGCAGGCUUUGCAAGCAGGCUUUGUUACUGAUUGAUGGGGCAAAUUAUGUUGGCAAUUUAAGCCUAUUACACAGGCCAUCUUUAUGUUGAGACAGACAUAGGCCUGCACAGUCCUUUUUACAGAUCACUUGAAGAGGAAGAGAAAAAUGGCCAAGCAGUGGAGCAAAUGAUUAAUUAACUUUUCUUUUCACAGAAUCAGAAGAGUUUCUCCCCCAAAGAAACAGAAAAACGUUCUGAUGAUUCAGGGACACUUAAAGUGAUAUAAAUGUUUUCAAAAUAAACAAUAAAAAAACUAAAAUUAUAAUUUCAUGUUUAUGAGACAUUUAUCAUUAAAUGAUAGCGACGACCAGUCUCUUUAAGAGUCUGUAAAUCUGCAAUGGAGUUUUCUCUGGACAAUGACCAUGGAUGAACUGAUCCCAACAUCCAGUCAAGAAGAAAACAUGCCAGCGGUCACAGUUUCUGUAAAAAAGCAAUACCAUCUUACUCUUUGUUUAUUGUAUUGUAUAUCAGUGUAGUUCCAGUUGUUUAAUUGUUAGCCUACUGUAUGUGCUAAAUCCUGAUGCGAUCAACGUUUUUAAGAACGUCACCGAUGUGGGUGCGGCAUAUGCGGAAGAAGUGAGUAGCGUCUGCCUGCACAACCGGAGGCUGCAUUUUCAGGACCGCAUUUCUAGGACCCUACAUUUUAGUGACAACGCCACCUACCGAAUUACAGGACCAGUGACCGCAUGCUUUUCGGAAGAGUAAACACAUAACAAUCCAAGAAGGAAGAUCCUUUCCUGGACUUAAGAGAUGCACCACAUACUGCAAGGAGUUCCUCUGCCCGUUCUGCAGUUCUGCUUUGUUUCACCCAACAAAGUGGAGCAAAGUGAAAUCCCAUUUGGAGAGCCAUUUCAAAUGUAGUUCUCUAUGAAGGUAACAUUUGCAAACAUUCUUUUGGGAGAUGCAAUGUUAUGAUUAAUUCAAUUUGACCUCAAUUCCUAGAUCUUCCUAGAUCAAUUCCUAGAGGGGAGAGCAUCCAUUGGUAGGUAGUGCUGCUGCAUACUUCACAAUCUGUGCUUUAAAUUUUUAAAGGUCAGGAAAAGUCAUGUCAGUAACAUGUUAUUUCUAUUCAGAUUUCUUGCAUCUCCCUCUAUUUUUUUUUUUUUUCUCAAUUCAGAUGGGCUUUAUUGACAUGAAAGUUUCAAGAACCUUUGUUCCCACAGUAUCAAAAUAUUUUUUUUCCAAAUCUUUGAACAGUAUGCAAUAACAGUAAUAUGAACGUUAAUUGGUAUGAAGAUUGAUAUAAUUAUUUUUGUAUCGUAUAUAAUGUGUGUGCUCUGUGGUGACUAAGAUCUUUUAAAUAUGACAUUUAAAAUUAGAGAGUUGAACAUGAGAGUUGUUCCUUAUUUCAUUCACUUCUCUCUCUCUCUCUCAGGAGUCAGUGAGGACGUUGUCGCUGAAGUUCUUUCUGUGUGGUUCACGUCAUGAACAAAUUUGUUUUUGUGUGUUCAACUGUUGUAAUAUAUUAUUUUAUAAAAUAUACACAAUCUUAAAUCUACCCCCAGAGUCAUCCUUGUGUUUCCCCUCUGUAGUUGGAAAUGUGGUUCAUGUAGUGACUGAAAAGCUAUACCAUGAUUACUUAUUUUACUUGAUGAGUUAUUAUAUUAUACUAGUUAGUCACAAUAAUUACUCAACAUUCAGCUCGUAGCAACCAGGUUUAAUUGCAAGAAUGAAAGUAGUAUUUGGGUGUUAUAAACCUUUAAAAACCUCUAAAACUGUUAAGUAGUUAUAAUUGGGUGGAAAUACUGCCUUGGUGGCACUUUUUUUUGGUCCUCCUAAACUAGGGUCCUGGAAACGCGGUCCUCCGAUUCGGUAGGUGGCGCUGUCACAAAAAAAACGAGGGUCCUGGGAAUGCGGUCCUGAAAGUGCAGCCUCCGGUAUUGCAGACGGAUAAUAUUAGAAGAAGUAGCCUACAUAAAAUGGCGGUUUAAAAACAAGUAGGUCAAAGAUGGUGUUUUUUGUUUUGUUUUUUCAAGCUGUACGACAUGACAAAGGAGUUUGUGAUUGCCAUUUUUCUUUUCGUUCUUUGUACACUUCUCGGGCUUGGAAAAGCUUGUGGGCCGAGUGAAUAUAAAUCAGCUAUUGGGGAGUGUUGUCCGAUGUGCAAUAUUGGAACAGUAGUUCGCCGUGACUGUAUUGGGGAUUUGAGCACCUCAUGCCAACCUUGUGCUCCAGAAACAUUCAUGAAUGAACCUAAUGGUCUUCAUACAUGCUUCCCAUGCAAAACCUGUGCUGAAAGUCAAGGACUUUACAUUCAGAGUAAAUGCAGCACAAUAAAAAACACCAUCUGUGAUGUGCUUGAUGGUUAUUACUGCAGGGAUUACUCCAAUUCACAGUGCCUUCAUGCUCUAAAACACAGUGUUUGUGCACCAGGACAAGAAACAAAAUCACCAGGAACAAAGACAUCAGAUACAGUUUGUGUGGACUGCCCACCUGGGUUUUAUUCUCCAUCAGGUCUGAACUGCAUCAGGUGGACAGAUUGUACAGCUAGGAAUGAAAUAGAAGCAGAAAAGGGCAGCUCUGAAAAAGAUGUCACAUGCACACCAAAAAUACGGGAAAGAUAUGGUCUCAUACUUGCAGUGGUUUUAACAUCACUGCUCUACAUAAUUCUACUCCUGAUCUCACAGAGCACAAGUUGUAAACUUAAACAUCCUAUUGAAGAAACAACCCCUGCAGAUGCAACAUAACACACCGGAGGAUAUGAAUCACUUAUGGGAGCGUGACAAAACUUCUCCGUAUGCUGUGACCUUGACGUGGUGGAGAAGCUUGAGUACCUCUGGGAACUUGUCCCAGUGCAAGCUUUUACUUACCCUGAUCACACCAGGGUAAUCCCACGAGGGCAGACUAACAACAGCAAACUAGUAGCAGCUCGAGACUAACCGUGCAUGAACAGCAAUAUCAUUAAAAGACCAACUCAUCUCUGUCACAACAAUAAAAUAGACUGCAAAAAGUGAUUCAUGAUACAGCUAAAAUGGAAAAGGUCACAUACACAUACAAGUCAGUCUCAAUUGCAAAAAUGUAAAUGUUAAUGUACAAAAUAACUUUGUACUGAAUUACGUUGUUUUUCAAUAGUGGUUUUAACCUCAUUUGCUUUUUUAAAAAAAAAUAAAAAAAAUUCUGUUUGCCUACUUCUCUCUCUAUAUGCAGACACCUGAAUAGAUAUGAUUGGCUGCACUAUAUUUUAAAUACAUUAAUUGGUCAUUCUCUGCUUAUAUAACAGUAGCCCCAAAAAGUACUUGGACACCUUUGGGUUCCAUAAGCAACACUUAAAUGUAUAAAAAAUUAAUUUCAUAUAUCUAUUGUUUUGUCACUUGUUUUUUUCUUAAAGCGUGCAUUUGCUCUUUCAUAAUAUAAAUAUUUUAUAAUUAAAAAAAAACAUUUAUUGCAUUAAAGGUGCAGUAAGUAAAUUUUGAACAACACUGUUGGACAUUGUUGAUAUUUGAAAUCAACCCAAAAAAAAACACCCCCCUCUUCAUUGCUCCGCCUCCAAAACUCACCCUCCAAUCCUAACCACCCUGCUCCGAGUUGAUCUCGAACCCCAGCCCGAUCACUGCUGGCAGACAAGGAGAGUGCACUAACAGUGACGCUAAACACUUCAUUCUUUAGUGGUCGUCAGUGUGCAGUGGUUUAACUGCACAACUCUCACUAUCUGGCCACUUUUACACAUGCAAUGCGAGUGGAUGCCUGUUUAUCACAGCUGACGUGCAACAAAAUGCUUCACGAAAAAUAAAGCGCAGUUGAUGAACAAAUGACAAGGAAGCACAAAAAAUGAACGUACAGAAAGCAAGUAGCGGGAUCAAAGCAGCCUCUGCGUCUGUUUGCAGGCCUUCCCACUUAGCUCUCUCUAGCACUGGAAAGCUUUUCUAAUAUUAUUGCGGGUCCUAAAGCGCUUCUCCAAUCAUAAACCUUUAUUCCAGUGAUAUUCUUUUGAGCUCUUUUGUAUUGUGUCCCAUCUCUCGUUCUGCAGUUUUUUUUUCUCAUUUUCAAAUCUCCCUCUUGCUCGUUCUCUCUCCUCGACCGUCAUACGCCUCCUAAUGCUGAUUGGUUACACGUUUGUUGCUGGUGUCUGCCCGACUAACUUCCAAACAGUGUUUUUGAAAUUCUGCUGAGUCCACCUUUAAGUGUGACCAAAUUUUCCAAAUACUUUUUUGGGCUUCUGCAAUUGAAGAAGGUUGAGGCAUUGCUGUUUUUUUCAAGCUACUGCAAUGUGCAGGACAUUCUCCUAUUGGAGGAAGGUGCACUGCUUAUUCCCAGACAAGCUGGUAAGCUUGUAACCCCCAGUACCAAAUUACCAAUAACCAGUUAACAGAUUUUGUCAGUUUUCACAAGUGGUAUAGAGUGGCAGCUGCAGGAACAAAGAGAAAUUUAGGGAAAAACAGAACUACAACUUUUGUAGUUACUUAUUGCCUUAUUUAUCUUAUCAGAGUGACCUUGAUGAUAUAAAUUUGUACAACUGGUAUUGAGCAUUGCUGAUAAAAACUGUAUUAUAACAGUAUUGUAAUGUUUACGAUAACUGAUUAUGAGCAUUAAUUCCUAUUCUGUAUUUUGUAAAGAUCACAUUUUAUAUUUUUAUACGAUGUGUAUGUGUACAAUAUCUAAUGAUUUAAGUUCUUUUCUGGUUUGGUCUGUUGUAUGUUUCAGUCUGACAAAAAAAUGCAAAUGUUGACCUUAAAUAUUUAGGGAAAACAUGGAUCCUUUUGUGACAUCCAAUGUGUGUAAUUUCAACCUAUGAAACCAGUAAUCUCUGAAGAAAUGAAAUCACAGUGUUGAGAGAUUAUGAUGAUUAAUCAUUUGGUGUUUACAUUAAAAUCUUGGCUUCUGUGAUUGA